AGUAAAUGUCAUAUACUAACCUAACAAAUUUUUAUGGUUAAUGUUUAUACAAAUUUAUAUGAAAUAAAUAAAUAAACAAAAAUUGCAAAAGCAAGAAUGGAUGCAUCGACAUUAGAAGGUCUUGAUUUCGACCUUUAUGAAGUUUUGGAUAUAGAGCCUUCUUGUUCUAUAAAUGAUAUAAAAAAAGCUUACAGAAAAAAAGCUCUCCAAUGCCAUCCUGAUAAAAAUCCAGAUAAUCCAGAUGCAGCUGUAGAAUUUCAUAAGCUCACCAGAAUCUUGGCAAUAUUAUCAGAUGAAAAAGUUAGACUGUCAUAUGAUAAAAUAUUAAGAGGUCGUAAAGAAGCAGCUUUAAGACAUAAAGAAUUGGAUAGUAAACGAAAAAAAUUUAAGGAGGAUCUAGAAAGCAGGGAACGCCUUGCUAACAAUCAGGGAGUGAAAUUUGCAAAAACAUCAGAUCAAAAACUUAAGGAAGAAAUUGAGAGAUUAAGAGAAGAAGGUUCUAAAGCUCUGGAGGAUGAAGUUAAAUUGGUGACAAAUAAGAUUAGAGAAGAACAUGGUUCAGGAGAACAUUGUGAUGGGUCAAAAUAUAGAAUCAAAAUAAAAUGGAAAGCUGCAAAAACUGAUGAAUCCAAUGGUGGUUAUUCGAAAGAUUUGUUGCUCAAAUGUCUAUCCAAAUAUGGUGAUGUUACUGCCCUUGUGUUAUCGUCUAAGAAGAAAGGAAGUGCUAUGGUUGAAUUUAAAACCAAAUCUGCAGCUGAGAUGGCCGUGGAUUUAGAGAAGGGGCUGUCAGUGAACCCUUUAACACUUGAAUGGGUUAAUGGACCUCCAUCAUCUGUACCAAUAGGCCUUGACUUUUUAGUGAAAGGUACAGAAUUCGAGGGUAUGACAAUGGAACAAUUGACACAACCAGAUAUUCGAAAAAGAUUUAUAGAGAAAAUUAUUUUUGAAAAAUUUCAAUAAUUGUAACAAGUAUUUUCUGUACAUUUGUAAAUCGUUGGAUAAAACUGAACCUUUCAGUAUUCACUUUCAAUUGUUGAGUUCACAAACUUACUCUGAGCAAGCUCUGAUUACUCGAAGCGUUCACAAAGUUACCUUCAGUUCCUCAGAGUAUGCUCAUACUCUACUCUCGGAGUAAGUUUGUGAACACACCCAAUAACUACUUCCUUUUACUUUUGUGUCAAUUCUAUUUUGAUGCCAAGGUUAUGUAAAGGAAAAAAUACUGAAAAUAAAGUGUUUAAGGUCGAAAA
Molecule: messenger RNA, 1247 nt
Organism: Coccinella septempunctata (seven-spotted ladybird)
Lineage: Eukaryota; Metazoa; Arthropoda; Insecta; Coleoptera; Coccinellidae
Product: dnaJ homolog subfamily C member 17-like
Exons: 5
Coding region: 97-960 (287 amino acids)
Biological process (GO): spliceosomal complex disassembly
Cellular component (GO): spliceosomal complex
Molecular function (GO): RNA binding
Source: RefSeq, a predicted model, not a curated record